Molecule: messenger RNA, 2008 nt
Organism: Talpa occidentalis (Iberian mole)
Lineage: Eukaryota; Metazoa; Chordata; Mammalia; Eulipotyphla; Talpidae
Gene: TCP11
Product: t-complex 11
Exons: 10
Coding region: 72-1565 (497 amino acids)
Biological process (GO): regulation of sperm capacitation
Cellular component (GO): acrosomal vesicle; sperm flagellum
Source: RefSeq, a predicted model, not a curated record
AGGCCGCGCGCUGCCGGGACCCCUCCAGAAAGGGCGGCCCGUCGCGGGGAGGCCUAGGUUCCAUCAGCAAAAUGCCAGACGUCAAGGAGAAAGCGCCCCAGAAGGAGCCUGGCGGCGCGGGGAGUGUGUUCUGCACGCCUGCAACAUCGGAACAGACCCAGCAAGACAAGAGCGGCCCCGAGGACCACCCUGCCCGUUUGAAAGGCCUGGUUAACAAUUCCAAGCUAAGCAAUGAGAUUGGAAUGAAUCACGAUUUCCACCUGGAAGAGAAGGUUUUACCUCAGAGCAGUCUGGAAAACAAGGUCAAGGAGACAAUGCACGAUGCCUUUUGGGACCAUCUUAAAGAGCAGUUAUCAGCUACUCCCCCUGACUUCAGUUGUGCUCUUGAACUUCUGAAAGAGAUUAAAGAGAUCUUAGUAUCACUGCUGUUACCACGCCAGAACCGCCUAAGAAGUGAUAUUGAAGAAGCACUGGAUGUGGACCUCCUUAAGCAGGAAGCAGAAAAUGGAACCCUGAAUGUCACUCAUAUCUCUAAGUAUAUUCUCAACAUGAUGACUUUACUGUGUGCACCAGUUCGAGAUGAAGCAGUACAGAAACUAGAGAACAUUACAGACUCUGUUCGGUUACUGCGAGGGAUCUUCCAAGUUCUGGGCCAGAUGAAAAUGGACAUGGUGAAUUACACUAUUCAAAGCCUUCAACCCCAACUGCAGGAACAUUCCAUCCAGCAUGAACGGGCUAAAUUCCAGGAACGCCUCAACAAGCAGCCUAGCCUCCUUGAUUACACCACCAAAUGGCUGACCCAAGCAGCAGCAGACCUCACUACGCUGCCUCCGACUUGCCCCGAUGCUCCCGAUUCCUCCAGUGUUACCUGCCCUUCUCCAACUGAGACAGUUAAUAGCCCAGAGCCCCUCAGCCCUAUGAUGGUGCUUUCCCAAGGCUUCUUGAACCUCCUUCUCUGGGACCCUGGAAAUGAAGAAUUCCCUGAGACUCUGUUGAUGGACAGAACUCGGCUGCAGGAGCUAAAGUCCCAGUCACAGCAGUUAACCAUCCUGGCCUCGGUCUUGCUAGUGUCCAGUAGUUUCUCUGGCAAUGUUCUGUUUGGCUCACCUCAGUUUCUGGAUAAACUGAAACGUAUAACCAAAGGCCUGACAGAGGAGUUUAACUCCAGGCCUGAGGAGGCUAUGCAGACUGUGAGUGAACAGGUGUCUCAGGAAAUCCAGCAAAGCCUCAAGAACAUGGGCCUGACUGCUCUGAGCAGUGACAACACGGCAUCUCUGAUAGGACAGCUCCAGAACAUUGCCAAGAAAGAGAACUGUGUCCGCAGUGUCAUAGAUCAGCGGAUCCGCCUGUUUCUCAAAUGCUGUUUGGUUCUUGGUGUGCAACGAUCUCUACUGGACCUCCCUGGAGGCCUGACUGUUAUUGAGGCUGAACUCGCAGAACUGGGUCAAAAGUUUGUCAACCUCACGCAUCACAAUCAGCAGGUGUUUGGCCCCUACUACACUGAGAUAAUUAAAAAACUCAUCGUCCCAGCUCAGGUCCUAGAAACAAAAGUGGUGUCUCUGUGAUAACACCAGCUCUGGGCCCUGGCAUCUUCAACCCAGGAGAAAAACCCGUCUUCCUGGGAUGACAUCACCAGCGACCAGCCAAGGCGUGAACCCUCCUCCCCGCCUGCAGACCAUAGCUGUAGUUACCAAGCAUCUAAGUACCAGGUGGCCCAAACUCAUUCACUAAUAAACUUCACAAAUGCAAGCAUAUCUCCACUCUUCCUGUUCUACAGCUGAGGCCAGUACUCAUGCUUUUGGCCCCCAAGUACCUAAGAAGCCAGCAACCCCCAGUUUUUCCUUCACUGCCUAGGCGCUCCCCUCUGUAUGCAAAGCCAAGAAGCCAAGAUACCAGGUGCUCGCGUCAUUUUCUCUAAGGGUAAAUCAUUUUCUCAGGUCUCAGAGAACUCUGGAGUCACCCAAAAUAUGAAUGUAAAUAAGGACUUCCCUGGAAGUUAGAUGCAUGU